CUUGCUCAUAUCAACGCAGUCACCUAGAUGCAUUGUCAAUUGAGGACGAAACAAUAGACGGAAAUUGAAGAUGGCGUCGAUGCAGAUGUGUGGAGCAACCGUUACCAAGAGAACAGCAAACAUCAUUACUGCUGUUGGAUCGGUGGGAGCUUUAGUUGGUACCUCACUGAUAAUUACUGCUAUUGCCGUAGGCUGCCAAUACUAUAGAUACAGCGACGGCAUAAUAAACUACUACAAAACUGACUGCACUAUUUAUUCGAUUUUAAUAAUCACAGGAUCCAUUCUUCUGUGCUCUGCAGUGCCUGUUGCGGUGACUGGAUGUGUGAUGCUUUGCAGCAUGCGUAAAGCCAGAUCACCGGCGCCAGUGCCCGUGACGCUGCAUGCACCCGUGUAUAAUGUCCAGCUCCACCCACAACAGGGAGUAGGUCAGCUUCACCCACAACAUGGAACAGGUCAACCUUACCAGCAGCAGGGAAUAGCCCCACCAUACCCACAGCGGGCAGCAACUCCAUCAUACCCACAGCAAGAAACAGUUCCAUCAUACCCACAGCAAGAAACAAUUCCAUCAUAUCCACAGCGGGCAGCAACUACAUUAUACCCACAGCAAGAAACAGUUCCACCCUACCCACAGCGGGCAGCAACUCCGUCAUACCCACAGCAAGAAGCAGUUCCAUCAAACCCCCAGCAGCUAAGAGGACUCCCACACGAACAAGGCCCACAACAGCCCUACAAUAAAAGGAGAACCUUUUACGAUUCCUCGCGACGGGGUAACAGCUGGGAUAUUUAUAACUGAAGCUGAAACUGCAACUACUGCUUGAUUCACUGACAAACCAAAAUUGAUUUCCUUUCUGGUCUUUUUUACGUUUGGUAGUUGAUUGUGAUUUUGAGUUACAUUUUACGUUUGUAAUUAUAGUAUUCAAACCUGUAGCGCCUGUAGCUGGUAAAGCAAGAUAUUUAUAAACGGAAUAAUAAUGUAGUAAUACAAAUGACACUGAGAUGUUUCAUUAAGCACUAGUUAAUUUUUCAGAGUAUGAUGUACUUUGUUUUGCUUAGUGGUAUGUUUAUAACUACAUGGAACAGCUGGUAUCUUGACAGACAACUUAAACCAAAUUGAAAUCUUUUAUAUUGAUUUAAUAUCAUUGGAAGCAUGAAACAGAAGAAAUUGAUCAAAAUAUAGCACAAUACAUGGUGAUUUGUCAUUGUAUGAAUAAAGUUCCUUGACCUACUGA
Messenger RNA from Penaeus vannamei (Pacific white shrimp), 1229 nucleotides. Lineage: Eukaryota; Metazoa; Arthropoda; Malacostraca; Decapoda; Penaeidae. The record is from RefSeq and is a predicted model, not a curated record.